AUGACUUUGUCACAUGAAACACCCGCCUCACUAUCGAGUGCUGGCCCUGGUGGGGCUUGCAAAUGGCCAUCCAAUGAUUUCGUCGCGGGGGAGCCCCUUUUUGACAGACCUCUUACAGACUCCGACUUCGAUGCUCUACAGGAGGAAGCAGGACUGGGCCCUGCUAGUUGGUGGCUCGACCCAUUUCUGGCUACAAACAAAUCAGGUGAAUUUGUUGACACGCCUACCUACGAGGACGAAGUGGCUCUCCUUGCCUGGGCUAGAGAACCCUUUGAGUCUGCUGGCGAGAUCCGCGAUGCUUCGCAUGGUCUGCUGAAUCGUCUAAACGAGUUGAUUCACCUCCAAAAUCUUGCCCAAACUGCUUCACAGAAAAAAACUGAGGCUUUAACCAAGGCACCCAUAACUCUUUCUUCGACGUUUCAUAACUUCCAGGAGUCCCUAAACGUGCUCAAAGAAAACCUAGCUCAAAAUAGCAAUGGCAAUAAACAACUGGCGGACAGUUAUGAUGGAUCAGAUAAUCCGCUGACUCACACUUACGACGCAGAUGACUUGAGCGACGUGUUUCCUAGCGUUCGCGGUUCCCUUGAUAGUCGUCAGAGCCACGAGACCUUCAAUCCAAAACCACCUCCCCUGAAUAAGUCUGCCCAUGGACCCAGUACAGGACCCCGUCGCCCGACUUACAACGUCAAUGCAACUUCCCACUCAACCAACCGCACGUUUGACAUUCUUGAAAUAGCGCGCCAAGAGGAGGACAGUCUACGUGCAUCGGCGGCGCGCAGUGAACAGCGUUCGAACAGUGGCCAAAAUUCUCUCCGUGGCUCGGCUGAGGUCUCCUCCGCUGCUGGCCGCGCUCAACGUUUUGCAUUUUCGGAGAAAUUUGCACCACGAUCCAGUGAAUCACCCUCCCGAAGUCACGCCAGCAACACUUCAGCCUCUCGCGAUGAUCCUCGUGGAAGUGGAUCUCGUAAAGGCCUGCCUGCCAUUCCGGCUAGUCCACUCGAUUUGGCUGUACACAAGACGUCGGAUGUCGGCCCCUCUGUACUGUCUUCAUUUCAGCUGCCGACAGGGGAGAAGGAAGUGCCAGCUGAAGCCUCUGCGGCUCGUAGUCGUCCGCCAAUUGACAGAAAACGAGCUGCGUUAGGUAGCAGUUCGGCGACCGAUCUGCUGGACAGUCAAAAGCUUUCCACGUCAAACACUAGCCUGCGAAGCAUCACUUCGGAAGAAAUUCUGAAGAUAGUAGCGGAGCAAACCAAGUCGCUGCGUGCCUCGGCUGAGGAGAUGCUGAAAGUGGCAAGAUCUAAAAACUCCCUCAGUAAGUCUUCGGAGGGUCUGAUGACUUUGAGAAAGUCAGCAGAUAAUCUGUCAACUUCUGUUGGUGAUGGUGGUGCCAGUCCUGCUCGAGCCGCCUCACCGGCCAAGUCGGUUACGAUGCCCACGCGUAGCUACAGUCCACUAGGCCUUCUCGAAUCUCAGGACGGCAAAAAUGAAGCUAAGGAUAAGUCGGCGAAGGUUGCUCCGGACUCAGGAGCUCCUAUUACUGACCCCUUCCAAUUGGCAAAACAACAGGCCGCUAGCCUGCGUGAGUCCAAGGAGAGUUUUGACCGCAGAACCAGGACACUUUAUUCAGAAGAUUUUAAUGAAGAUAUUGAAGAGCCUGCUGUGGAUAAAGUGGAGCAGACAAGUUCAACCGACAGUGCACAAUCGGCCUCAGCCCGC
Molecule: messenger RNA, 1716 nt
Organism: Dibothriocephalus latus
Lineage: Eukaryota; Metazoa; Platyhelminthes; Cestoda; Diphyllobothriidea; Diphyllobothriidae
Source: the annotation of a GenBank genome assembly